This is a messenger RNA of Brassica rapa (field mustard), 1038 nucleotides long. Its product is annotated as uclacyanin 1. Gene Ontology annotation, molecular function: electron transfer activity. NCBI's taxonomy places the organism in Eukaryota, Viridiplantae, Streptophyta, Magnoliopsida, Brassicales, Brassicaceae. The record is from RefSeq and is a predicted model, not a curated record. Gene Ontology annotation, cellular component: plasma membrane.
UCUUGUUGAUUUCCCCAUCAAAUAAAAAUGGCAUGCAGAGAAAUGCAGAUCAUAAUCUUGGUUCUCGCCACUACCCUCAUCGGUAUAGCAGUAGCUACGGACCAUACCAUUGGUGGUCCUAGUGGUUGGACUGUUGGAGCUAAUCUUGGAACGUGGGCUGCAGGACAAACAUUUGCUGUUGGAGACAAUCUUGUUUUCGCUUACCCUUCUGCAUUCCACGAUGUUGUUGAAGUCACAAAACCUGAGUUCGACAGCUGCCAAGUGGUUAAACCGCUUAUAACGUUCGCUAAUGGAAACUCCAUUGUUCCCCUCACUACUCCUGGAAAAAGGUACUUCAUUUGUGGAAUGCCGGGACAUUGUACCCAAGGGAUGAAACUCGAAGUAAACGUUCUUCCAAACGCAAACGCAGCACCAACCGCACCGCUUCAAAACUCUGUCCCAUCUCUAAACGCGCCUUCACCUUCUUCUGUUCUACCAGUACAACCUCUGUUGCCUCUUAAUCCCAUCGCUCCUUCUUCUUCAACUCCGGUUCCUCCCUCCUCUCUGCCUAUUCUGCCGGCACAAGCACCGGCGCUUUCUCCAGGGUCUGCAGCGGGGACUUCUCUGCCGUUGUUCCCAGGCUCACCUGCAGCGAGCUCAAGCAGCACCACCACCAAAACCGUUGGGAGCUUCCCUUCUAGUGCUACAGGCACAACGGCUGAUCUUUCCGGCGCAGGAGCUCCUCCGGUUGACUCCUCCUCAUCUUCCACUAAGAGCUUUGUUUUGGGAUUCGGAUUCAUGGUAACUAUGAUGCUUCAUUUGCUCUAAGUGUUUUAAGUAGAGAGAGUUUUGUUUGCUGAGGCUAAUGUGUUUGCCUUUACUUUAGUUUGGUUUUAUAUGAGAAUAUGUGUUUUGUUGUACAAGAUUAAAUAUGCUGUUUUUGUUUGUGUUCUCUUCUGUAUCUCAGUAUCUACCAUUGUAUAUCCUUGUUUUUUUUAAUAUCAAACCAUUGUAUAUCCGUUUAUUUCUCGAAUAUUAUAUAUUGUCACGAUUUAUAUA